Spirometra erinaceieuropaei is the source of this 8270-nucleotide messenger RNA. Lineage: Eukaryota; Metazoa; Platyhelminthes; Cestoda; Diphyllobothriidea; Diphyllobothriidae. The record is from the annotation of a GenBank genome assembly.
AUGGCUCGUGGAGAUCGUCGAAGUACCCGCAAGGCUCGUCCACCUGCUAAAAAAGCUCGUGUCGAUGAUCCUUCUAUUACCAACGUUUCUGAGUCGGAGUUUAGCGACCCUGACGCCAGCAAUGACAGCACCACUAUGUCAGUUCCAGAGAGCGAGUUCUUUGAUGAUGAGGAGGAUGAGGAUUACGAUGUGAUUGAUGAACAAGAUGAAGCUCGGGUCUUAUCUCGCCUAGGUCGCCAGGGCUCGACGACCAAACCCGAAAAUGUUGCCCCCUCCGUAGCUGCCGGUGAGGACACCUCUGUAGUGCCCACUCCACGCGAUGAAUUUGGGGCCAAGGACCUGCGUUCUGUACUUAAACUUCGCCCCGAUCAUCCAACGCGCCCACUUUGGGUCGGUCCAGAUGGGCACAUCUUUCUUGAAACCUUUGGUCCGAUAGCCAGUCAGGCGCAAGACUUUCUUAUUGCCAUUGCGGAGCCCGUGUGCCGACCCGAGCAUAUACACGAGUACAAGCUAACUUCCUACUCUCUCUAUGCGGCUGUGUCCGUUGGUCUGCGAACCAAUGAGAUUGUAGGUUGCCUUCGUCGUCUCUGCAAGACGGAACUCCCCCCGGGAAUUGUUGCCUACAUCCGCUCUUGCACCCUCUCCUACGGCAAGGCCAAGUUGGUCCUUAAGGGCGGCCGCUUCUACGUAGAGAGCGCAUACAAAGGUUUCCUCAAGCGUCUAGCUAGCGACCCUGUAAUCAAACAGUGCCUUAUCCGUAACCCAAACGAAUCUGAUGACGGGAAGACAACAGAGGAGUUUGCAUUUCACACCUUCGAGAAUAAUUCCUCCACACCAAUCGCUCUGGGGGUGGAGUCCGCCACCUCCUCAUCAACUGUCAGCAAGGACGGGGUCGCAGCUGCAGACUCCUCUGGAAUGACAGAAAUACUCAAACUGUAUGCGGCGAUCGAUGCUGAGGAUGAUGAUAUAGAGGCAGAGGGAGUGAUGAUGGCUGGCCAAGGUGACGCAAACGUAGUUGGAUCAACCGGUGACGCGGAUGCUCUGAACCUCCGAGCAAUCGGUAUUGAGUCUACCGCGGAGGAUAAAGAAGAGGAGGAGGCUGUAAUUGGUGAGCGCAAUGCUGCAGGUAGUGGUGAGAACAAAGACGAACACGGUGGUGGACUGAGUGAAUCCCUUGGACGCACCUUAGCCAUCGAGGUGAAACAGGAGGACAUCGAGUUGUUGCAGAGACGCUGUGUAGAGCUUGAAGUGCCUCUUCUUGCAGAAUACGACUUCCGACAGGACAAGCUAAAUCGUGAUAUCAGCAUUGAUUUGCGAGCAAGCACCUCUCUGCGACCCUACCAAGAGAAAAGUCUACGCAAGAUGUUCGGCAAUGGGAGAGCCCGCUCGGGCGUUAUAGUUCUACCCUGCGGCGCCGGAAAGACAUUGGUGAGUAAACUACCUAUUUCGACUAGACUGUUCAAGAUUGACUUACUAUUGGUUGUGAUGUGUGCUUUCUCUUCCUUUGUGCCGCCAUCGACGCUAACUCUAAUCCUCAUCGGUCAUCCUAGCCGAAUGGUACUUGCUUGACAUCCCGUUCAUCGUCCUUGUUCUCCUGUUUGGACUAGCUUCAAUACUGGUUUAGUUGACUCCAGAGUUCACGGUCGUAGAGUUUCGUGUGAAUAUGGUACAGGCCUAGGUCUUAAUCUCGUCCGAACCCUACGGUCGAGGGUUAAGCAUUAUUGGGUGACAAGCAACACAUGAUAUUUCGUAUUGGCGCCUUGCUUUGUGACCGUUUUAUAGAUACCCGAUUUGCCGUUUCGGUGCUUAAUCAUGCCUGAGGUACGACCUCUGCAUUAUCCGUCAGAUUUGAGAGCCUGUUUAUUUCGCAACCAGCCUUCAUCGAAGGUUUCUUCACAAGAUAUUCUCUGUCCUAUCCUAAAUUAAUUUUCCUCUGUGGAAGGCAGCAUAUGCAUUCGUUGGAUAAAGAUGUAUAAUGUCAUGAUUUUAUCAGCCUAUCUUCAGCCCCUAUUUCAUUCCAGGUUGGCGUAACAGCAGCCUGCACCGUGCGCAAACCCACCCUCUGUUUGUGUACCAGCGGCGUUGCGGUCGAGCAGUGGCGAUCGCAAUUCAAGCUUUGGUCCACGGCCGAGGAUAGUCAGAUUUUGCGGUUCACCAGCGAUGCCAAAGAUCGACCCACUGCCAGUACCUGCAUCUGCAUCUCCACCUACUCAAUGAUUGCUCACUCUACGAAACGUUCCUACGAGGCCGAACGUCUCAUGGAGUGGAUGAAAAGCCAGGAAUGGGGAUUGAUGGUUCUGGACGAGGUAUGUCGCUUAUGCCUGGGUGAAGAACCCUUGCUCCCGUGUAUAUUUUUUGCCUGACGCGUAGAUCGCGAGUGCGGACGGCGACUGUAUCACGGAUCCCCAUUCUACUGUGGCUACUCUAAUCCCCGUUCUCUUUGGUAGUGGCCGCAAGUAACGACCCCUAUUGUCCUAGUUUUUUGAGUUUCGCACUUGUGUAGGACGUGGGGAGGUCGAUGCGACGAUUGGAUUGUCUGUCUGUCCAGUCUGCAUCGGCACCUGCACACAGUACCUCCAGUCUCAAAAGCUGAGUAGGCGGAUUCGCCACCUGAAACGUUAGAACACAAAUACACCUCCCGUUUCUGAUAACCCGUAGUUUUCUAUGGCGUUUCUGAGUUUCGAUAGGUGUACUUCCUUCGGUUCUGAAUCAGCCUCUUUUGACUUUUUCCUAACAGGUGCACACGAUCCCUGCCAAAAUGUUUCGCCGCGUUUUGACUCUUGUUCAAGCACACUGCAAGUUGGGACUGACGGCAACUCUUGUCCGCGAAGAUGACAAAAUCACCGAUUUGAAUUUUCUAAUCGGACCCAAGCUGUAUGAAGCCAACUGGCUAGAGCUUCAAAAACGCGGUUUUAUCGCCAAGGUUCAAUGUGCGGAAGUCUGGUGUCCUAUGACCUCUGAAUUCUAUCGCGAAUACCUGCAAGUAAGCACUCCCACUAUUCUUGGUAUGCCUCCUCCUCUCCCUCCUCCUCCCCCUCCUUCCCCCCCCCCGCCCCCUCCUCCCCUCAACCACCUACUUUCCCCUCCUCUCCCCACCGUCGCCGUCGUUUGUGGCACUCUUACGCAUGUUUCUCGUACUAGAUGAAAAGUAUGAAGAAGCAACUGCUUGCAGUGAUGAACCCCAACAAGUUCCGCGCCUGUCAAUACCUCAUUCGUUAUCACGAGCAGCGUAAUGACAAGAUAAUUGUCUUUUCUGACAAUGUCUUCGCCCUCAAAUACUAUGCAAAGGAGAUGGACCGGCCAUAUCUCUACGGUCCCACAAGUCAGACUGAACGAAUGCAGAUUCUGCAGAAUUUUCAGUACAAUGCUAAAGUAAGUGCUUCUGCGUAUUUUCUUCCUGCUUUUAAUUCAGCGUCGUUCCUGUUCAAUUUUGACUGCUUACAACGUAGUGCUGUCGGGCUAUAGGCCAUUUCUUUAUUUUCCAUUCGUACUCUCAUUAGCCGGGCUUCCCCUUCACUUUUCAUUGUUGGAUUUUGAACUCUCACGACCACCCCCUUUCAUUCAACCGAUGUUCGAGGAGUGCUUACAAGUUCAUGCCUCCUCUUGCCUAGUUACAUUCUCUAAGUGCAGUCCACAUAACGCGCCUACAGUGAGUGACUGAUCUCAUGAAUGUUGGCCGAAAUCCUGAAAUGCGUUUUUGACAAGGAAGCAUUAGUUAGGUGGUGCUGUUGUAUUGACUAUCAUGCAGCAUAAUACCAUGGUAUUUUUAGACUCGCCAGGAUGCCGGCCUCCGAAUGCACUUUUUUCGACCUCCUGCAGAAACCACGCUCGGUAAAAAAUGACUACUUAAAUGGCAUGUAUUUUUCACACUGAUUCUAAAUGGUCUUAUAAAUCCAAUUAUAUUUUAUAGAACACGUGCACAGAAAUAUGCUUUUUUACUCUUUUGGUAGACAAUCGCAUUGUCUUUAGAUUUUAUACCAUAAGAAAGGUUAUAUUUCAGUUUUAAAAAAGUUCUUAAUUAUGACAUUUUUAAGACCGUGCAUUGUCCAUACAUACUGCAUCGCACAUGCCCGUUUACCAAUGCUCCUCAGGAGAUGUACGCAUCCAUUGCAAAAUUUUAUGAACUCCAUAUGGUAUCUCCUUAAAUUCCUAGAGGAAUAUAUGAUUUUCUUUACGCGGAAACCAUACACCUUGUAGACUGAAGUCGCUAAACGCCAAAGCAACGGGUGAUCGGGCUCUAGAUUAUUCGAGAAUUGGGAAACUUUUCCAAAACCUACAUAUAGACUUUCUUUGUGUAUAGACUGUGAAGACAAUGUCAUUUUCUACUAAACGAGUAAAAGAAGGCAUAUUUUAUACGUGUUUUCUAUAAAAUGCAUUUAAAUUUAUAAGACCGUCGAAAAUCAAUGUGAAAAAUGAAUGCUAUUUAAGUAGUCAUUUUGUACCGAGUGUGUUUCUGUAGGAGGUCAAAAAGAAAUGCCUUCAAAAGCCAUAUAUUGACGAGUCUGAAAUAUUAUGAGAUUAUGCUGCAUGAUAAUCAAUACUACAACCCCACCUAAGUAAUCCUUCCUAGUCUAAAACGCAUUUCAGCAUUUCGACCAACACUUCAUGAGUCCGGUCACGCACUGUGCCUCCAUCAUUAAAGUAGUUUAUGUUGUUUCGUUUUGUAUUACACAAAAUUUGAAUGCUCCAUUGAGCGGUGGUUUUUAACGUCUACGCCAUAGUACCGAGCUAGCAUAUUGCACUUUCAUAAGGUGGGUAAGUUAAAAACUGCAUCUUUAGGUGAAACACUACCCGCUGGUGAUUCUGCUGAAGUCUGUCUAGGCAUUUUCUCUUUACCCUGCAGUUCACAUAUUGAUUGUUCCGUAGCGUAGUGCAAAAGGUCUGUUUUGCUCAUUAGAGUCCCAGGGUUCGAGUCUCGCUUUGUCCACACUUCUUUAACGAUGCCUAUGAGCCAGUGACUACUUUUUAUAAUGGCAGGCUGUUGGUGGUAGAAAACUCGCCCAGGGAAUCGGAUGUGGCAGGGUUUACCUUCCUGACAUUGUUGGUAGGUGCGAAGUCGGGACGUCGGUGAUUCGACUGCGUCGAGCAACACGCACAUUUCCUGGCUGUGGGCUGGCUGGGCUGUGGUCUGUCAGGUUUGUUUGCAAAAAAAUUAUCCUCGACUUGUGAAUCUAUUACUGUAUUUGUUAGAGACCAUCAUUGCAGCCUAUACCAGCACGUCACUGAUGGGCGACCACUCCAGGCAUUUGAUCUCAAAAGUACCAUAGGUUUCUUGUUUUGGACACCAAAUCUCAGGGGUUAACAUCUCCCGAAAUAUGGAGGGAGAUAUAUGCCAUGAGCUUACUGAAGCCUCCAGUUCUGAUAAGAAAUCUGCUAGUCGGCAUACUGACCUCCCACCCGCGUGCACCAUCCUGCAAAACCGUCUUCAGACAGGCCGUUGUUUCCCUCCCUAUCUUUCUCCUCCUUACAGGUGCCUGCGAUUUUUGUGUCCAAAGUCGCCGACAAUUCGUUCGAUCUGCCUGAGGCUACCGUUUUGAUCCAGAUCAGCAUGCACGGCGGCAGUCGACGCCAGGAGGCCCAGCGACUGGGCCGAAUCCUGCGUGCCAAGCGUGGAAUGGAUGCCGAAGCCUAUAAUGCCUUCUUCUAUUCGCUUGUCUCACAAGACACCAUGGAGAUGCAGUACGCACUCAAGCGUCAGCGCUUUCUUGUUAAUCAGGGUUAUGCGUACAAGGUGAGCUCUCCACUUUCCCUCUACUUGCUGUUUUUUCCCGAGUAACCACCCUUUUCGACGCGUAAGUCAAGCCUGGACUACUUUUGCUAUUGAGUGGCAAAAAAUUGCUUCUCUCUGCGUCGUAGGGACUCAAUAAGUCCACACAAAUGUCCGGUUAAGCCAUGACUCUUAGGCCAGCCGCCGCGUAGGAUGGUUCGCUGUAGUUAUUCAAUUCAGGAGUGAGAUUUACUUUGACGUAAUUACUUCUACGACGAGUGAAGUUUUUAUUGGUUGCCGACUUACCAGCUUAGCAACAGGGCACGCAUGAAAGUACAGCCAUUGCAUAGUCAGAUUCGUGAGCCAACUUGUUUCGUACCUAGCCUUCGUUGAAGUGCAGUUUACUUUCUGCUACCGGUGGAUGCCGUGGAUAGCCCAUUGACAGAUUACCGAGCAAGCCUUUCCUCUUGUGAGGUUGUGAUCGUCCUGAUGCCGAGGUAAAUAGUACUUUGUUGUCCCUCUUUUCCUUGGCUGACCACUGGACCGGACCCAUGUGGGUGAGGGAUGGGGGAGUGCAGUAGAUGCAGUGCAAGUCCACUAUCACCACAAACUAAUUCGAUCGCGUGUCACCACACUGUGCCCUCUAUGCUAUACGGUGUACAUUGUCAUUUUUGAGAGGCGAACUGACAGGGUUAGGUCGACACCGGCGCUAGUAAUUCUUCUAGAAAUCCUAUUCCGUGCUUAUGGUGUAAGUUUGGGUAUGUAGGGUGACCAACUAUAUACUGUGACACGCAACCGCUGCCAUUUCUCGUUCUGCGUCAAUCUUCCUGUUGGGGGAACUAGACGGCUUUCCUCGAUAUAAUCCAGUGCAUGUUCAUGGUGACUAUCGACUACAAACAUUCACAGCGACUUAGAAGUUGUAGCUUAGAAGGUUUCUAAUUUAGAGGCUUCACAAUCUUUUAUAGGUGGGCCAGGUUACGAUAGUUCCUCUUCAUGCGGCCCCGAUGACAGGAUGCAAUAGAAAGAUGUGUUCAGCCGGGGGCGCAUGGACGCCUCCCCCGAGUAUUCGUCUUGACUGAGUCUAUUUGCAGGCAGUACUUUAACAAAACCACUCUAAUCUCCGGGUGUCUUGAUCUGGUCUUGCCACGGGAGCAAGAUGCGAUCCGAGAGGACAGUGGGAUUGAUGUUGUACAAGGCAACGCUGUCCUUCCAGCCAGUCUUGGCGCCCAUCAUAGGUCACAAAUAAAUAAUCGUGUAAACGGCCCUCUCCUCAACCUAACGGCAAGCAGCCUUGUCCGGCGGGAUCUUUAGGCUCAGUCGACCGUUGGGACAGCCCUGAGGAAUUCUUUUCUUUUGGAGUCUCCCACCUCCUCCAGGCACGUCAACCGGAGGCCAUACACUUUGAAAAGUCCCGCCGCCUUAACAAGCUCAAACUCCGAAAGAAAGCAACUAUCCACCCACCACCAGCCUGAACGAAGAAGAUGGACUGGCUUCCUAAUAUGUAGCCACUGUUGACGAUCAUGCUCCGGACUAAGGGGCUUUUCCCCAACUUUCCCAACGACCUCCCCGAAUGAACACUUAUAGGCCCAGCGGUGCUUCAGCCAAGGUAGGGCUUACAGAUGGAGGCACUGGCAUCCUAAUCACCGUCAGCACUCCAGCGAAAUCCACUGCCGUGAAAAGACCGUCUGCACGCAUUUUGCUGGUCCUCCUAUCAGGCUGCUUUGCGGGCAAGGGGAUCCGCACUUCGCAAGGUGGCGGAAUCUCCGCCGUUUCAACUAGCAAAUCAGGCAGAAGAUCUAAACCUGCGUUCGCUCUGUGUGUCGAUGAAACAGACCAGUGGGGAGCAUCCCCUACAACCUCGCGUCCAGGUGACUGCGACGCACAACAAGGGCGGCUUGGCCCCUCCAUCGGUGACCGUGCCAUCGAGUCCACAUUGUGAAGGAGCCAUUGCAGGCAUACUGUCAGUUCUGAAAAGAACCAAGUUAUUCCGUUAGUUAGCAACCUUUCAAGCCAAGAUAGAUUCAAGCACGUCAGAAUUAUUUUAGUGAGGAAUUCGCUGAUGUGCCGUGGGGUGGAUCAUCCAGUGUCAGCCUAAUUCCCUCAUGCACCAGUCGAUUGUCCAGCCCGAAGAAGAUAUCCAUCGUCGGUUACUACCGGUGCGUAUUCGUGUACGUCUACUAUAUUUUGGUUACUGGGGUUAUGUUUGACCUGGUUCCCACGGUGCACUUACCGCACCUUUCUGUCUACGUGGUAGGUUAUCACGCGACUGGCCGGGAUGGAGAAUGAGCCCCUUAAACUGGUCACAAAGCAGGAGCAAGCCGAACUGCUGCAUCGCGUUCUAUCCAGCACCGACGAGGACGCCAUGGAGGAACGUCUGCCCGGAGAUCCGGAUUCAGUGUCCUCGGGGUCCCGACGUCAGCCCGCUGGGGGACAAUUUGCCCGUCGUGCCGGUCACAUGGCUUCCCUCUCCGGUGCUGACGAUGCCAUCUACAUCGACUCUUCUGCGCGGCGUGAGAAGCCGAUGAAGGAGCGUCACCCCCUCUUCAAAUUAUACAGGCGAUGA